GCCCGCCAGUCGGAAGUGCGGCGGCCGGAACAGGCAGUUGGUGGCGGUGCAGCACGCAGCUGCCGAGGGGGCGGGUGGGCUUUGCGGCCGAACAGGCGGCGCCGUCUUGGGGCCUAGCGGCAAGGCGACCCGCACAGAUACGGGUAUUUCCGGACAUUGGCAAGAAUUUUGCCUUGGGCGUCUUCGGAGGCGUUUUUCUUGGUGUCCAUAUUGCAUAAAGGCUAGUCGCUCUUCUGUGGAGAUGACGGUUUUACAGUACUGUAAGAUUGAUGUUAAAGACAUGGUGUUCACCCCACUUCAUCAGCGUACAUAAGUUAUCUCUUCUUUUGGACCCUUAUUUUAUGCCAUAAUGCAACAAGCUUUAGAACUAGCUUUGGAUCGUGCAGAGUAUGUCAUUGAAAGUGCCCGACAGAGACCUCCUAAAAGGAAAUACCUAUCAAGUGGAAGAAAGUCUGUAUUUCAAAAACUUUAUGACUUGUAUAUUGAAGAAUGUGAAAAAGAACCUGAGGUUAAGCAGAAAUUAAGAAGAAAUGUGAACUUGUUAGAGAAGCUUGUUAUGCAAGAGACUUUGUCAUGUUUAGUGGUCAAUCUGUACCCAGGAAAUGAGGGAUAUUCUCUGAUGCUCAGGGGAAAAAACGGAUCAGAUUCUGAGACCAUUCGACUGCCCUAUGAAGAAGGAGAGUUGCUUGAAUAUUUGGAUGCAGAAGAAUUACCUCCUAUUUUGGUCGAUCUCCUAGAAAAAUCUCAGGUUAAUAUUUUUCAUUGCGGAUGUGUCAUAGCAGAAAUACGUGACUACAGGCAGUCCAGUAACAUGAAAUCUCCUGGUUACCAAAGUCGGCACAUUCUCUUACGUCCAACAAUGCAGACUUUAAUUUGUGAUGUACAUUCAAUAACAAGUGAUAACCAUAAAUGGACCCAGGAAGACAAACUUCUGCUUGAGAGCCAGCUCAUCCUAGCUACAGCUGAACCACUCUGUCUUGAUCCUUCUAUAGCAGUCACCUGCACUGCAAACAGACUGCUCUAUAACAAGCAAAAGAUGAACACUCGCCCAAUGAAACGGUGUUUCAAGAGGUAUUCCAGAUCCUCUCUGAAUCGGCAGCAAGAUCUGUCUCAUUGUCCACCUCCUCCUCAGCUGAGGUUACUUGAUUUCUUACAAAAAAGAAAGGAAAGAAAAGCAGGUCAGCAUUAUGACCUCAAAAUUUCUAAAGCAGGAAAUUGUGUAGAUAUGUGGAAACGGAGUCCCUGUAAUUUGGCCAUACCUUCUGAAGUAGAUGUGGAGAAAUAUGCUAAAGUGGAAAAGUCUAUCAAAUCUGAUGACUCACAGCCAACAGUCUGGCCAGCCCAUGAUGUAAAAGAUGAUUAUGUAUUUGAAUGUGAAACUGGUACUCAGUAUCAGAAAACAAAGCUGACCAUCUUGCAGUCGCUUGGAGAUCCACUUUACUAUGGUAAAAUACAGCCAUGUAAAGCAGAUGAAGAAAGUGACAGCCAGAUGUCUCCAUCACACUCCUCCACAGAUGAUCAUUCAAAUUGGUUUGUUAUUGGAUCAAAGACCGAUGCCGAGAGGGUAGUCAAUCAGUACCAAGAAUUAGUCCAGAAUGAAGCCAAAUGUCCGGUCAAGAUGUCACACAGCUCCAGUGGCUCAGCCAGUCUGAGUCAGGUUUCUCCAGGGAAAGAAACAGAACAAACUGAGACCGUGUCAGUUCAGUCUUCAGUAUUGGGGAAGGGCGUAAAACAUCGACCCCCACCAAUCAAACUGCCCUCAAGCUCAGGAAAUAGUUCCUCAGGUAACUAUUUUACACCACAACAGACAAGCAGCUUUCUCAAAUCUCCAACUCCUCCUCCUUCUUCAAAGCCAUCAAGUAUUCCUCGGAAAUCAUCUGUGGAUCUCAAUCAAGUUAGCAUGCUUUCUCCAGCUGCCCUAUCACCUGCCAGCUCAUCACAAAGAUCUGGAACUCCUAAGCCAUCUACUCCUACACCAACCCCUUCAUCGACCCCACACCCUCCUGAUGCUCAGAGCUCAACUCCUAGUACCCCUUCAGCUACCCCUACUCCCCAAGAUUCAGGCUUCACCCCUCAGCCCACUUUGUUAACUCAGUUUGCUCAGCAGCAAAGGUCUCUGAGCCAGGCAAUGCCUGUAACAACCAUUCCUCUUUCCACCAUGGUAACAUCUAUAACUCCAGGAACCACGGCCACCCAGGUCAUGGCAAACUCUGCUGGACUUAACUUCAUCAAUGUAGUGGGCUCUGUUUGUGGGGCCCAGGCUUUGAUGAGUGGUUCAAACCCCAUGCUGGGCUGUAACACUGGUGCCAUAACUCCUGCAGGAAUAAACCUGAGCGGCCUUCUACCCUCAGGAGGUCUGCUACCAAAUGCAUUGCCCAGUGCAAUGCAGGCAGCUUCUCAAGCAGGUGUUCCAUUUGGUUUAAAAAAUACUUCAAGUCUCAGGCCCUUAAAUCUACUCCAGCUUCCAGGUGGUUCACUUAUUUUUAACACUCUGCAGCAGCAGCAACAGCAGCUCUCCCAGUUUACACCACAACAACCUCAGCAGCCCACAACUGCUAGUCCUCAACAGCCGGGGGAGCAGGGUUCUGAACAAGGUUCAACCAGUCAAGAACAGGCCUUAUCUGCUCAGCAAGCUGCUGUUAUUAACCUUACUGGAGUAGGAAGUUUUAUGCAGUCACAGGCAGCUGUGUUGUCUCAGCUUGGCUCUGCCGAGAACAGACCUGAGCAAAGCCUUCCUCAGCAGAGAUUCCAGCUCUCCUCUGCCUUUCAACAGCAGCAGCAACAGAUACAACAGUUGCGAUUCUUGCAGCAUCAAAUGGCUAUGGCAGCAGCAGCAGCACAAACAGCUCAGCUACACCGUCAUCGGCAUACAGGCAGCCAGUCAAAAAGUAAAAUGAAGAGAGGCACGCCAACCACUCCAAAAUUCUGAGUCUUGCAUUAUUUUUUGUUCCUUUUUUAAACACACAAGAGCAUUGAAUCAAAAGGAUUGAGUUUCUACUUUUUGUUUUUUUUUUAAUGUGUCAGUAUUUUACAUUGCUAGAUGUACAAACUUUAUACAGAAGCACAACCUUAUCAUUUUUAAAUAAAAACAGGGAAAUGGUUUAACAAACUAGGGUUGGUUUGCCUAAGUCAUUGCUUUUUAAAAAUGGUUUCACUAUACAAUAUAUGGAAGUGACCUAAGAAAUAAUAGAAACAUCUUUCAGAAGAAUGUAGUUUGAUAUUUAUUUAGUAUAAAAUGUUUGUGCACAGUGUUAACAAAUACAAUUUUUACAAAUCUGUUUUGAAAA
Piliocolobus tephrosceles (Ugandan red Colobus) is the source of this 3287-nucleotide messenger RNA. RefSeq names its product SPT20 homolog, SAGA complex component (gene SUPT20H). Gene Ontology annotation, biological process: regulation of transcription by RNA polymerase II. Bases 350 to 2929 code for a protein of 859 amino acids. The transcript has 27 exons. NCBI's taxonomy places the organism in Eukaryota, Metazoa, Chordata, Mammalia, Primates, Cercopithecidae. The record is from RefSeq and is a predicted model, not a curated record. Gene Ontology annotation, cellular component: SAGA complex. Gene Ontology annotation, molecular function: transcription coregulator activity.